Molecule: messenger RNA, 561 nt
Organism: Rotaria socialis
Lineage: Eukaryota; Metazoa; Rotifera; Eurotatoria; Philodinida; Philodinidae
Source: the annotation of a GenBank genome assembly
AUGCAAUCAUUAUCCUAUUUUACAUUUCUUAUUGUUAUUAUUUUAUUCGCAUUUUCAACAGUUCAAUCGAAAAAAGCUGUCGACGAAACACAUUGUGAAGUAUGUAUUAAAACGAUCGGUACAUUUUUCGAAUCAUUAACAAAUGAUGAAAAAGUAAAUCCUGAAAAAAUAGAAAAAGGAUUCAAAAAAUAUUGUAGUAAAACGAAAGUUGAUUCAAAAGAACAUCGAUUGUGUUAUUAUAUUGGUGCAUUAGAAACAUCUGCGACCUAUGCUAUAGGCGAUUUAUCGAAGCCAUUAUCAUGGGGUAUACCAAUCGAAAAAGUCUGUCGCGAAAGACUUUCAAAAACAAAUCCACAAAUAUGUGAUCUCAAAUAUGAAAAACAAAUUGAUGUGAAUGCAGUGGAUUUAAAUAAAUUAAAAGUGAAAGAUUUAAAAAAGAUCUUAAGCGAUUGGGGUGAAAGUGUUGAUUUUAUUGAAAAAUCAGAAUUUAUUAAACGUAUCAAUGAAGUUAAAGAUAAAUACGUUAAACCGGCAGUAGAUACAAAUAAAAAAGACUUGUGA